Molecule: messenger RNA, 1346 nt
Organism: Arabidopsis arenosa
Lineage: Eukaryota; Viridiplantae; Streptophyta; Magnoliopsida; Brassicales; Brassicaceae
Source: the annotation of a GenBank genome assembly
AUACUUCGUCUCUUCCCCUGUAAUGGCGCUUCCACACGUAGUCUCUUCACCUUCUUCAACUUCAUUAUCUCCUUCCUUCAAAUCCAAACCACCGUUUCACUCCCUUAGAUCUCUAUCACCGACACUUGAUAAUCGCCGGCGUUGUAAGCUCAACAGUUCCUUCCGAUGUUCAUCUUCUUCAUUCUCCGAGAAGCAUCACAACAACGCGAAAUCUCCAAAAUCCGAUGACAUCGUCGAGCUUCCUCUGUUUCCGCUCCCACUUGUUCUCUUCCCCGGAGCAAUCCUCCCUCUUCAGAUCUUCGAGUUCCGUUACCGUAUCAUGAUGCACACACUCCUCCAAUCCGAUCUUCGAUUCGGCGUCGUUUACUCUGAUUCCGUCUCCGGCUCCGCCGCAGAAGUCGGAUGCGUCGGCGAAGUCGUGAAACACGAGCGUCUUGUUGAUGAUCGAUUCUUUUUAAUCUGCAAAGGUCAAGAACGAUUCCGAGUCACGAAUGUUGUCCGUACGAAACCUUACCUUGUUGGAGAAGUUACGUGGCUUGAAGAUCGUCCUUCCGGUGAAGAGAAUCUUGAUUCGUUAGCGAAUGAAGUCGAAGUGCUGAUGAAAGAAGUGAUUCGGUUAUCGAAUAGAUUGAAUGGGAAGGCUGAGAAAGAAGUUCAAGAUUUGAGGAGGAAUCAGUUUCCGACGCCGUUCUCGUUCUUCGUCGGAAGUACGUUUGAAGGAGCUCCUAGAGAGCAGCAAGCGUUGCUUGAGCUUGAAGAUACUGCGGCUAGGUUAAAGAGAGAAAGAGAGACGUUGAGGAAUACACUUAAUUAUUUGACUGCUGCUUCUGCUGUUAAAGAUGUGUUUCCUUCGUCGUCUUAGUAUGUGUACAUAGAAUCUGAAUCUCUCUCUGCGUUUGCUAUAUUGAGCUUUGUCAGUAAUUGAAUAUACGAAACUUAUGAAAAACUGCAAAGUUGUGAAAGUGUAAUUGGUUUGUAAAUUAGGGUGAUUUUGGUGUUAUGAAUUUGUAGAUGUUUUGAGGGUUUUGAUAGGAUUUAUAGCUGGAUUGAUCACAACAAUGUUGUGGUUUACUUGAGUUAGCAUUCACAGUGAAAGCCUAGAUUACUUGCUAUGUCAACAAUUCUUCAUAGACUGAGUUUUGAGAAGUAGAAAGAGAUGUUCACUGAAUUAGGGGAUGUCAAGACUGCUACGACUCAUAUAGAGACCAAGUAGUGUUUGUUGCUUCGUCUAUAGGCUUAUGGUACUUGAAAAUCUCCUUAAGCUUCUUAGCUUUCUUGUGAAGCGGAUUCUCAGGAGGAUAAUAGCGCACCGCGUUGGCGAAGAAUAAUCAAACAUCUUCUGGAAA